AUGGAACCGCAGUCAGAGUCCAACACUCCCAGCCCUGAAGCCCCAGCAGCACCACCACCUCCGUUGCAACAAGCCCUGAUUGCCGCGGUUGAACAUAAUCAAAGCGCAGAAAAUAUUGACACGGGUGACAUUGAAAACACAGCUCCCGCUGAAGGCACAGCUAUUAUUGAAGCUUCAGCGGCUAUCGAAAACAAAACCGCUAUUAUUGAAGCCUCAACGGCUAUUGAAGCCACCGAAGCCGCCCCGUCCAGCACUCCUCGAGGCGACUCCGUCGGAACAGCUGGAGACGAUGGCGGACUUAAUGCCGACACGGCAGCUAACGCUAAUCGCGGACAUUGGAGAGAGGACGAGGUCAUCGAACUCGUUAAAGCCCACGUGGAGCUGGACCCGGAAUACCACAUCAUGCGGGGAGUUCAAGGCUCAAACUACUACGGCGAAUUGUACCGCAUUCUGCGGGCGAAAUUCCCCGAUUUCCGUCACACGGAGGGGUCCGUCAAGACAAAGCUGUUCCGCCUGAAAGGACAGUACUUGCAGCUUCGAGACCGGAUCGAGCUGUCCGCGUCUGCUGCUCCCCGGAAUCUACCGGAAUGGUUUGUCUUGCUGGAUACUGUCAUGGCUCGGGAGUCCAGUAGUCGGCAGACUGCGACGGCGGCGAACCAGCAAGGUUCUCGGAUAACGCACCCGUCGACUAACUCAGGUCGUAUGGCAGCCCUGCUCACGAAUGCCGGCCAAGAGAGGAAGCUUCUUUCCGCCGAGACGCCUGCAUAUGCGCUGAGGAUGGGAACCGGUGGGUUUGGUGAGGGAAGGAAGAAGCGGGGAGCAGCAGCAAGAGGAGCAGGGAUGCUGUCAGGGCCUGAAGUAUCCAUUGCUGCGGCUAUGGCUGAAAAGUUUGCAGCUGCAAUGGGCUCUGCGGUGAGAAACGCAUGCUUUCAGUUUGAGGAGCUAACCCGAGAGCUGCUGGAGAAUUCGUGCUCUCAGUUUGAGGAGCUUUCAGCUAGAUUGGCCGAAAAUGCAGCUGCUCAGUUUGAAGAUGUUGCCAGAGAACUGGCAGCUAACUUUGGGGCUAGCCAAGAUGUCAAGAGGCGUAGGAGGUAA
Messenger RNA from Closterium sp. NIES-65, 1095 nucleotides. Lineage: Eukaryota; Viridiplantae; Streptophyta; Zygnematophyceae; Desmidiales; Closteriaceae. The record is from the annotation of a GenBank genome assembly.